This is a messenger RNA of Talaromyces proteolyticus, 870 nucleotides long. Its product is annotated as Alpha/Beta hydrolase protein. The transcript has a single exon. NCBI's taxonomy places the organism in Eukaryota, Fungi, Ascomycota, Eurotiomycetes, Eurotiales, Trichocomaceae. Bases 1 to 870 code for a protein of 289 amino acids. The record is from RefSeq and is a predicted model, not a curated record.
AUGACGACCUACAAUACCGCCAAACCCAAAUUUGUAGAAGUGAAAGGCACUGUUCUCGCAUACCUUGAUUUUGGUUCAACUGCUAAAAGCAACGUUCCCUUGGUCUUUCUGCAACACUUCAGAGGAACCUUCGACCACUGGGAUCCUGAAUUGAUCAAUCCCAUUGCCGCUGUCCGACGUGUGAUCCUCGUCGAUAAUUCCGGAGUUGGGAAAAGCAACGGUAGCGUUCCUGCUACAUAUGAGGGCUGGGCACAGAACAUCAUCGAUGUUAUUCAAGCACUGGGGAUUCCCCAAAUCGACUUACUUGGAUUUUCCAUGGGCGGCUUUGUCGCUCAGAUGGUCACAUUGAAUGCUCCGUCUCUCGUCCGUCGACUCAUAUUGGCGGGCACAGGCCCGAGUGCUGGUGAAGGUGUCGAAGCCGGUGAUCCCUCAGCUCUCCAACGCUUGGCAGAAGCAGCGACUGAAACUGAGUCCUACAACGCAUUCCUUUCCGCAUUUUACUCUUUGUCAGAAAAGAAGCAACAACUCGGGGCCAAGUGGUGGCAUCGAAUGAAUGGAGCCAGGGUAGAUCGUUCACCUUAUCUUGGGCCUGAAGGCACUAAGAUCCAGAUCGGUGCAGUUGUGCGGUGGGCUAAUCGUGAAUUUUCGAAUGAAGGCAGCUAUGAUCGCCUUCAUGAAAUCAAAAUUCCAGUGCUCGUAGCGAACGGCGAUCAUGACAUUCUUAUACCUUCAGUAAACAGCUACGUUUUGUUCAAGAAAUUAGUCAAUGCGGAUGCCCAUCUACAUUUCUUUCCGGACACUGGCCAUGGCUUCCUCAAUGAGUAUGCUGAUCAGUUCUCUAAGCUGAUCAACAUUUUCUUGGACGCUUAA